Molecule: messenger RNA, 2807 nt
Organism: Entelurus aequoreus (snake pipefish)
Lineage: Eukaryota; Metazoa; Chordata; Actinopteri; Syngnathiformes; Syngnathidae
Gene: suclg2
Product: succinate-CoA ligase GDP-forming subunit beta
Exons: 11
Coding region: 60-1361 (433 amino acids)
Biological process (GO): tricarboxylic acid cycle; succinyl-CoA metabolic process
Cellular component (GO): succinate-CoA ligase complex; mitochondrion
Molecular function (GO): ATP binding; succinate-CoA ligase (GDP-forming) activity
Source: RefSeq, a predicted model, not a curated record
UGGACCGGGGGACGCGCGCAUCAGAGUGACGUCACCUCCACUCAGACUUCCGUGUCGACAUGGCGGCAUCCAUGGCAUGGCGAGCUGCAGCUAGAGGAUUGAGGGCAGCCUCCUCCCAGCACCUACUUCUUCACAAACUGAAGCUUCAGUGCACCUGGCUCGGUUCUAAAAGAUGGCUGAAUCUUCAAGAGUAUCAGAGCAAAAAGCUGAUGCAAGAGUGUGGUGUGGCUGUCCAAAGGUUCUAUGUAGCUGACACGGCCUCUGAGGCCUUAGAGGCUGCAAAGAGACUCAAUGCCAAAGAGAUUGUGCUGAAAGCUCAGAUUCUGGCUGGUGGGAGAGGCAAGGGUGUGUUCGACAGUGGCCUCAAAGGCGGAGUGCACCUUACUAAGGACCCUGCUGUUGUUGGUGAACUGGCCAAUAAGAUGUUGGGUUACCAUCUAACUACCAAGCAGACACCUAAAGAUGGAGUGAAAGUGAAAACGGUGAUGGUCGCUGAGGCCUUGGACAUUAGCAGGGAGACCUACUUUGCUAUUCUAAUGGAUCGUGCCUGUAAUGGUCCUGUCAUGGUUGGAAGUCCCCAGGGAGGUAUGGAUAUUGAGGAAGUAGCAGCCAGCACUCCAGAACUCAUCUUUAAGGAAGUCGUAGAUAUAUUCGAAGGUGUACAAGACGACCAGGCACUUCGAAUGGCAACUAAUUUGGGCUUCAAAGGAUCUCUACAGAGACAGGCAGCAGAUCAGAUUAAGAGGCUGUAUGAUCUCUUCCUGAAAGUCGACGCCACUCAAGUCGAAGUCAACCCUCUUGGAGAAACUCCUGAAGGGCAAGUGGUUUGCUUUGAUGCCAAGAUCAACUUUGAUGACAAUGCCGAGUUCCGGCAAAAAAACGUCUUCGCCAUGGACGACAUGAGUGAGAGUGACCCCACCGAGAUGGAAGCUGCCAAGUGGGAUCUCAAAUAUAUUGGACUGGAUGGAAACAUCGCCUGCUUUGUGAAUGGAGCAGGCUUGGCCAUGGCAACAUGUGACAUUAUUGACCUGCAUGGAGGAAAGCCAGCUAACUUCCUGGAUCUUGGGGGAGGAGUCAAAGAGAGGCAGGUGUACGAGGCCUUUAAGCUUCUUACUGCAGAUCCGAAGGUUGAGGCUAUUCUUGUCAACAUUUUUGGGGGGAUCGUCAACUGUGCCAUCAUUGCCAAUGGUAUCACCAAGGCAUGUCGAGAGCUGGAGCUAAAGGUGCCUCUGGUGGUCAGGCUUGAAGGGACCAACGUCAAUGAAGCCAAAAGGAUCCUGACCGAGAGCGGCUUGCCCAUCACAUCGGCCGACAACCUGGACGACGCCGCCAAGAAAGCCGUGGCCGCCAUCAGGAAGUAGAAAGAUCUCCUUUUCCUCAGUGACCUCAGGUGGCCUUUAAACUUUGUCUGUUCAUUCUCAGUCAUGUGACAAACAUGCAGACCGGUAGCGUGAAAGGCGUGUUUUUUUUUUUAACAAACUGUCAUCAGCUACUUUCACACUGCAGCAAUGCUUUAUGAGCCCGAUUUUCCACUCCUAGUUCCUGUUGUCGCCUCCUAUACGUUGAUUGGCAUUGAUUGGAAUAGAAAUGUACUGCUUUUUAUUUCCCCAUGAAGAAAGUCAGUCAAACAGUACCCACACACACACACACACACACACACACACAAUAUUGAGAUCUCGAUAAAACACUUUUUCCAUUCCCUCUUUUAAAACUUUUUUUUUUUUUGUGGAACAAUUUUUUUGGUAAUUGCUUUAAUUAAGUGGAUUUUAGGAGGCAUUAUCAAGCUUCACCUUACAUUUUAUACAACUUGGAAAAAAAUGAAAACAAAUGAAUUCAGCUUGACUAAACUGAAAGACAACAGUCCUGUUCAAUACUCUUGUUUAUUUUGUUGUUUCUCCAUCCAUCCAUCCAAUAAUGUGUAUAUUAUCAUUCAUCACAUAGAUGAAGUAUACAAACUUAAAACGCUGUGAAUUUUUCUACAUGAUUUCUUAUUUGAAGAGUACUCCUUCACUCAGUGAUGUAUAUUCAGAAUAUUGUAAAUCGGUGCCUAAAAGUGGUUUGUAAAAAAACAAAAAAAAACAACGUUCAUCUCUUUCUGUGCCAUUACCAUUUUCAUUCAGAUAUGUUUAAAAAGCAGCCUCAACUAGUUUUGUAAUAUAUAAUAAAAUAAGUACCGUAUUUUUCUGAGUAUAAGUCGCACCGGCCGAAAAUGCAUAAUAAAGAAGGAAAAAAACAUAUAUAAGUCACACUGGAGUAUAAGUCGCAUUUUUUGGGCCAAUUUAUUUGAUAAAACUCAAUAGACAUUUGAAAGGCAAUUUAAAAUAAAUAUAGAAUAGUGAACAACAGCCUGAAUAAGUGUACGUUAUAUGACGCAUAAAUAACCAACUGAGAACGUGCCUGGUAUGUUAAUGUAACAUAUUAUGAUAAGAGUAAUUCAAAUAACUAUAACAUAUAGAACAUGCUAUACGUUUACCAAACAAUCUGUCACUCCUGAUCGCUAAAUCCCAUGAAAUCUUAUAUGUCUAGUCUCUUACGUGAAUGAGCUGAAUAGUAUUAUUUGAUAUUUUACGGUAAUGUGUUAAUAAUUUCACACAUAAGUUGCUCCUGAGUAUAAGUCGCACCCCCGGCCAAACUAUGAAAAAAACUGCGAUUUAUAGUCCGAAAAAUACGGUACUCCAGAUGGGUAAAAGUGAGAAUACAGAUGUAACCUGAAUAUAGCUGAAUUUAAAUAAUUAGCGUCUUUUUUUGCGAAUGUUAUUCGUGGAAAUGUGUCAAAUUGAAAGCUGUCAAACAAUAAAAACAAUUGA